GGAAUUACACACGUUUUAGAUUAAGAAGUGUUAACUUUCAUGUGUUUUGGUUUGUUAGCAGCAAUAAGAUCCUAUUUAAGAAAAAAUAAUUCUAUCCUGUCUCUGUUACAGUCCAGAGCAGCUGGGUGAAGGUCUGAUGUCUUUGGUUAUUGUUGACACACGCUGAGGUCAGCACUUUGAUCUGAUAGAGUUUAACUGUGGGAACCAGAGGAACUGUUGACUCUCACCUGCAUGAUGGUGAUAUCAGAUCAACACCAACCGCUCCUCACUUCUCUGUAGCUGUCACCCAGUCCUGUCCUCUGUCAGGAGCAGGACAAGGACUUGUCUUCUUCUGGAGACAUGUGGCUUUGGUAUUUCUGAGGAAAUUCCAGCUCAACACGACAGCAGCAGGGACUAAACUUUACUUUAAGAACAGGCUGAGAGUGAAGGUGCGGUAUGAAGAUCCGUGUGGUUCAGAUCUGGGGUUUCCUGAUGACGGUGUUGGGCUGGAUCUUCGUGGCUUGCACUAUGGCCAUGGAAGGCUGGAAGAUUGCCGCGGUUGGAGGAAUGGCCGGCUCCUCCCUACUGAAGGUGGCCUGGUACUGGUCCAGCCUCUGGAGGUCAUGUUUUACCGACUCCACAGCUGUGAGCAACUGUUACGACUUCCCUGUGCUCUGGUCAGUGGAGGGCCACGUCCAGAUCGUUCGAGGCCUCCUGAUGGCAGCUCUCACCACAGGCAUGUUGGGCUUCGUGCUCAGCCUCAUUGGUAUGGAAUGCACCUUUCUUGGGGGGAAAGAUCUCUCAAAGCACAAGAAGAUCUACGCUGGGGGUUUGUGCCACAUUAUCAGCGGUUUCUUGUCCUCCUGUGGUUAUGUGGUCUAUGCCCAGUUUGUCUCAGUAGAUUACUUUAACCCAGACUUUGAUGGACUAAAGUUUGACCUCGGCACCCCUCUUUUCCUCGGCUGGGUGGGCUCGGCCUUUCACAUGGCUGGAGGGUUUUUCUAUCUGUGGUCAGUGUGCACACCCCUCUGUGGAAGAGAACAUAGGGUGAUUACCAUCAGACCAGAACCAGAUCCAGAGCAGAACAACUCAACAGCUGCUGUACCCACAGUGUCAGAAAUCACCUCCAAGACCAAAGUGUCCUCUGUGACUGAACUCUCCUCUGGAUCUGCGCCCUCAGACAUCUCUGCCAUUUCCUCCCGGUCAGAACGCACAUCAAAAUCUGGACGCGCAGCCAGGUCAGGACAGUCAACAAGGACUGGGAGAACAAGUCGGUCUGCAGGCUCAGAGUCAAGGUCAGGGGCAGGCUCAGAAGCAGACUUUUCUAUGAGGUCCAGUCUCCCAACUUUGUCUGAGUCCAGGAGCAGCAGCAGUGGCAGCAGCAGCAGAAGCAGCAGCAGCAGAAGCAGCAGCAAAGUGUCGUCUUUAUCAGGACGUUCAAGAACCACAGUUGCAGCAUUUAUGAAAAACUCUUACAUCUGAAGUGAUGUAGUAGUAGCGCAGGUGUGGA
Cynoglossus semilaevis (tongue sole) is the source of this 1489-nucleotide messenger RNA. RefSeq names its product claudin 10e (gene cldn10e). Bases 436 to 1461 code for a protein of 341 amino acids. The record is from RefSeq and is a predicted model, not a curated record. The transcript has 5 exons. Gene Ontology annotation, cellular component: bicellular tight junction; membrane. Gene Ontology annotation, molecular function: structural molecule activity. NCBI's taxonomy places the organism in Eukaryota, Metazoa, Chordata, Actinopteri, Pleuronectiformes, Cynoglossidae.